CUCUAAAAGAUCGAUGGCGCAGGGAGAGCGACUAGAGAAAGAGGUUCGUCUGAGCUACGGCCGCGGGAAGAGAAGUUACGUCAGUGUUGUGAGGGAGCACUACCUCCGUGAAGACCUGUCGUGCGGAAGCGAACUCUGCAUCCUUUGCAGAGAGCUUCCCUCAGUAAGCAAAGCAAGAAGACAGCUGAGUGGCAGUGUCUCGCACUAUGUGCUACCUGAUGCGGAGUGCCUGCAGAACUUCCGGGAGCUUUGGCAGAACCCUGCCAUAUCUGACCUCAUCCUUCUCCAGACAAGCCUCUCUCGUCUGAAGGUGAAGGCAGGUAGACAGAGCUACCGGGCAGCUCGAGAUCUCCUCCAUUCCUCCGUCAAGAGAUGUGUUCUCUUCAGCAACGAACACCAUUUGCAGACCUUCUCACCUCGGCGACCUGACGAGACCACGCCCCAAUGGCACAUGAGGUUGGUGUUCAGAGCAGGUGUGUGGUACGCCAAUCAUCUCCAGAUCUCAGGAACCUCUCCCACCAUCGUCAUUGUCUCCCAGGCACCUCGCGAGUAUGAUCAGUAUUCAGGAGAGGGGAGGGCGGAGCAGCUGCUAGUGAUGUCGGUGGCAGACUACCUCGCCUGCUUCCUUCCCUCCCGCUCUGACCUCUCUGACCUCUGCCACUCUCUCUCCCUCUCCCUUUCACCCUCUGACUCAACAGGUGCUGUGAAGGAUUUUAGAGAGCACUGGUCAACUGAAGACAUUUCAGAGGGCUUGAAGAUGGGUCGUCUACUGCAAGGCAGGCUCCAUGUUAGCAGUCGUCGUCCUCGGGAAGAGGCCGAAGUUGUGCUCUCGGGGGAGAUGGGGGGAGGGGGAGGGAAGAGGGAAGGUGCUAAUCGUGGGACCCAUGGCCAGGAACAGAGCAAUCCACAACGACAGAGUUGCUAUCCUUCUUCUUCCAAAGUCAGAGGCAUCAAAUGUGGGAGAUCAUGGUGAAGGGGAGGGAGGGAGUGUAGCUCUGGGGGCAGUGGUCGGAGUUCUUGAGAGAGAGAGGAGAAAAUAUGUCGCCACCUUCGAGGAGAAGGCAGAGGAGUCACGAGGAAAGACGGAGAGGGUCCUUGUUCUGCCGUACGACACCAGAAUCCCAAAGAUAAGGAUCGGGACGCGGCAGGCGGACCUCCUGCGAUCCCAUCGCAUCGUCGUCCAAAUUGACACCUGGUCGUCCGCCUCGCAGUACCCAGACGGCCACUUUGUCAGGAACAUUGGACCCAUUGGAGAUGUGGAGACAGAGACAGCUGUCAUAAUGAUAGAACACGGCCUCUCCUUCCCCACCUUCAGUCGCGACCUCCUCAACGAGCUGCCGGAGAGAGAGAGGUGGGAGGUGGAGGUGGAGGAGGAGGAGAAGAGGAGAGAUCUGAGGGAGACUCAUCUCGUCUUUUCCAUCGAUCCCCAGGGAUGUGAGGAUGUGGACGACACACUCUCUGUCAGACACCUCAAGAAGGGGGUGACGGAGCUAGGUGUCCAUAUUGCUGAUGUCUCCCACUUUGUCAGGCCGGGCAGUCUGACAGACGCGGAGGCGCAGCGUCGCUCCACCUCAGUCUACCUGGCCGACAGGAGGCACGAUAUGUUGCCGCCCGUUCUCAGUGCUCACCUCUGCUCCCUACUGUCUGGGGUGGACAGGUAUGCAGUGAGUGUGGUGUGGAAAAUGGAUCAGAACUAUGAUGUGAAGAGUGUCUGGUUCGGUCGCACACUCAUAAGGUCAAGGUACAAACUCUCGUACGAGGUUGCCCAGCAACUAUGUGACGGAGCAGCUGCCUCCGAUAUCAGGGGAGACAUUCCUGAACUCUUGAACCUUGACCUCUCUCAACAAGAACUCGAGAAAAGACUAGAGGAGCUGCGAGGGGCGGUGAAGACUCUCUCUGAGAUUGCUCACUGUCUGAAGCAGCGGAGAGGUGAGGAUGGUGCCGUGUAUCUCGACAGCUUCGAGGUGAAGGUGGUAAUGGGGGAGGAGAAAGGCACGGCCAAUAUUGAAGACCUCGUUCCAAAGCAGCAUCUUGAUGUUCAUGACACCAUAGCGGAGUGUAUGAUAUUUGCCAACCACUGGGUGGCCAAGAAGAUACAUUCCUCCCUCCCCACCUCCUCCCUCCUGCGUCGCCACCCACCUCCCUCUCAGACCAGAUUCACUCACCUCCGGACGUGUGCCGGAGUGAGAGGAUUCCAGAUUCUGACCGGCUCUAACAAGGAACUGGCGGAGUCUCUGGAUAACGCUGUGGACCCUCACGACCCUGAAGUCAACAAAAUCUUCCGAAUUCUAGCCACCCAGGCCAUGUCACAAGCCGAGUACUUCUCCACGGGGAGUGUGUCUUCAUACCAUUCCACCGGGUCUUCAGUCCAUUCCACCGGGUCCUCGUUCCAUUCCACCGGGUCCCCAGACCAGUUCAGUCACUACGGUCUGGCUCUGGAUUACUACACUCACUUCACAUCUCCCAUCAGACGAUAUGCUGAUGUCAUUGUACAUCGUCAACUAUUGGCAGUGGUAGAGGAAGAGAAGAGAGGAGAGAGGGAGAGAGAGAAGCUGCCAGGGAAUGUUCAACUGGCUGAGUACUGUCAACACAUGAACAGCACACAUAGGGCAGCUCAACUUGCCCAGAUGGCGUCCACGGAGAUGUUCCAAGCUCUCUACUUCAGUAACCACGAGAGAGAGGACGAGAGGUGUGUCUGUGUGGGCGUGGUCUACGCCAUCCUCACCAAGGGGGUCAGAGUUCAGAUACCAAGGUAUGGAGUUAAGGGAGUGGUAUAUCUCGAGGAUAAGGCUGGACUGGUUGCUCAGCCGGCAGCUGUUUCCGAGGCCGGCCACUGUUCUGUCGCCUUUGCAUCUGGCCAUCUGAAGGUGGAAGAGACCAGGGUGACAGUAACCCACCCAGCAGGCCAGUACACCCUGACACUCUUGGAUCAUGUGACUGUCAGGGUAGGAGUGGAGGUGUCACAUGCCCACGGCCCCUCAAUCAGACUCUACCUGAUGAGCUGCUGUACUGUUGACCCUCGAGAGAGGAGGUCCCCUCUCUUCACCUCCGACAGGGGAAGAAAAGAGGUGUUGGCAGGUGUGAGGGAUGACCUACAGUCAAAGCCAGUAGAGGCACCCUCCCUCUCCUCUUCCUCCUCCUUUUCCCAGACACCACCACAGUCCAGUCUCUACUGCCUCGUCCAGAGACUCCAUAAUCUCUCCUUGCAAGAUGCAGACUAGCCUAAAAACAAUCAGGGGGUGGAGUGGAGGCCGAAAAGUCACAUUAAAACUGACUUCUCCUCUUGCUCAAUCUGUUCAUUCACCUCUUGUGCAUAUAAUUAUAAAUUCUCCUAACACAUUGUAUAGAACACUAUUUUUUCACCAGUCAAAUGACAUAUUUUUCAAGAGCCAUCAUGUUAUAAUGCAGUCAUCAAUUAAUGGCGGUUCUGUUGUAUGAUAUAGAAAUCAACGGUGAUAGACAUUAUGUAAAAAAUUUCAACCCUAGACCAACAUAUAUACAAUACGCGGCAGUUCUUGCAGAGAAGAACACAAUAUAGAAGAUGUGUAUACAUACAUACCAUUGUAAUUCUGGUGAAAAAACAGACCCUAAAGAGAAAAAAUGCUUUGCUGACAGUGAAGAGGGGGAAGGAUUAGUCAAUCUUCAUCUUGAUGCCGCAAUGAAAGAUACGGAGGUCGCGACCUGUGCUACACACCACGUGGGUUCCCUGGAGUGGGAGGAGGUGGCGAACCAAGACCACGCCCAUUUCCCCGCCCCCCACUUGCAUCUGGAACCUCUUCUGUCCCGACUCCAAGUCAUAAACCACUAUCAGUGACUCCACUGAAGCCGCCAUGUACCUCCCCCCUCCCAACAGAGCUAUGUCAGGACACACCCCCUCCUGUGCUAUAGUAAACAGACUCUCUCCACUUGACUUAUCCCAAACCACGACUGUUUCAUCAGACAUCAGACCCACUAUGACUCCGCCCACUAAUAUAUCCAAUUUAACGACGGACACGCCCUCGUCUCCGCCCGAUUCCUGGAGGAGGUGUCGACAGUUUCCAGUGGUUACCUCCCAGUAACAGACCACACCCCCACUGCAGCCCGAGACACACAUUGUAGCUGCCGACUGGAGAGAGAGGAACCGUUUUAGAGGUGUUAACAGUAAUUGCCUAAAACAAAUGUAACACAUCACUAGUGAGCGAGCACAGUGGAAAAAAAACUGUGAGUAUUAAGAAUUACGCAAAGCAUCAUGGUAUGGAUAAGUAUAUAUUGCCCAAAAUUUCAUUACACAGAAAAAUUGUUCAAUUCAGACGACUCUCCUAUUAUUAGCUGACCACUGAGACACAGAUACAUAUCAAUCUGGUGCUUACAAGCACACAGUAAGGUGCCAAUGUUGAUGAGAUUCAUUGAAAACCACAAGUGAAUGGUAGAGAGAGAGAAAGAAAGGUGCUAACGUUGAAAACCACUCAUGUUGAACCGUGAAACCACCAUGUAAUGAGAU
This is a messenger RNA of Geodia barretti, 4480 nucleotides long. The record is from the annotation of a GenBank genome assembly. NCBI's taxonomy places the organism in Eukaryota, Metazoa, Porifera, Demospongiae, Tetractinellida, Geodiidae.